GGCCAGCACGGCGUGAUGGUGGAGUGCCACCUCCUCGCCUCCCUGAUUAAGAUCAGAUCUCCCCGCGUCCACGCCCACCUGACCGACGAGCUCGAGAUCUCCCCGGCUGACCUGAUCUCCCCUUGGAUCUCGAGGUGCUUCGUGGGAUCUCUCGGAGAUCUCGAGGCGACGGCGCGGGUAUGGGACUGCCUCGUGUUCGAGGGCCCAAAAGUGCUCCACAGGGUCGGCCUCGCGCUGCUGGCGCUUUCAGAGUCGACGGUGUUCAGCUGCGCGCACCCCCAAGCGCUGCCGCGGCUGCUGGAGGCGCGCUGCGCGCAGGCGCUCUGCGGGCCGGGGCGCGGCGGCGCGCUCGUCGGCGCGGCGUACAAGCGGAGCGUCGUGGGCGGGCUGCCGGCGUCGUUGGUCGCCGGGCUGCGGGCAGCGGCCGCGGAGGAAGUCGCGGGGAAGCUGGACGAGCGGCGCCGGCGGCUGGCCGCCUUGCUGGCAUGA
Messenger RNA from Monoraphidium neglectum, 489 nucleotides. RefSeq lists its product as hypothetical. The record is from RefSeq and is a predicted model, not a curated record. NCBI's taxonomy places the organism in Eukaryota, Viridiplantae, Chlorophyta, Chlorophyceae, Sphaeropleales, Selenastraceae. The annotation marks the transcript as partial. The transcript has a single exon.